AGAUUUGCAAGACGUGUGUGUGGCAGACGAGAGUUGGAGAGGAAAUCUUAGUAGCGCUGUAUUUAUUGACAGCGUAAGAACAUUAAUAUUUCCUUUAUUGGAAUUUCUUAAACAUGAGGAUACGCAGAAACAUUAUAACAAUACAGCUGGUGACGUUAUUCUCAAUAUUCUGUGAAAGUGUUGCUGUAGGAUUUACUGUCGAUCAAUUUAACCAUGCUAAAUUAAUAAGAAAGGAAGAUCUUCCGGGAUUUAAGCAAAGUAAAACAGUUAGCGUUUUAUACUAUUAUAAGGAAGAUAACCCCAAACACAGAAGUUUCUUUCAUGAAUAUGAUAAAUCUGCUGAGUAUUUAGGACUGUAUGACUUAAAGCUGGGAGUGGUAAAUUGUAAAGAUCCAGCUAACUCUGAUGUUGACAGAUGCACAGAAGAUAAAACAGAUGCAUUGGUUUACACAUAUAGUAAUGGAAACGAACUGCUGGCCCUGGAAAUUGAAACCAUGUUUGAUGUUAAUUCAAUGAUGUCAAAUAUUUUACAAUUGGCUUUACUUCGAGAAGUUCCAAUACUACAAAGCAAAGAAGAGAGGGAGAACUUCGUAAACAAACACAAAGGGACUCAUGAUGUUGUCUUCUCAUUCCAGAAAGCCAUUGGAACAUAUGAACAUAGAAUUUUCAUGGAAGUGGCUUAUGCUUUCCAUCACAAAUUCCAGUUUGCCAUUAGUACAGCCACAGAAGCAGUGACAGGACUUAUCCCCCACCCGGAGAUCUUAGAUGAGGCCAAAGUUUGGUUCCUGAUGUGUAGUCAGGUCAUCAAUAAAGAAGAUGACUGCUUUAUCAAGUUUUAUGAUGAUAAAAUGGAUUUGUCUUCCCUUGCCAGUUUUAUGAGAAAACUUGACACUCCACCAAAUUUUGACAUUCCUGGUGACGGCAUUACUCAUCCCUACACCCCUGACCUGGGUCUACAUCUGGUGUACCUGUUCUACCGGGAAUCUACAUACGUCCACCAUGUAAAAUGUUUAUUACUGUUAAUGUGUAAGGCUGCCUUUAUUACUGUUAAUGUGGAGGCCACUCUUCCUGAGGCAGUAGGAUUGGAUGAUUUUCCUCCAAAUACACCAGCUGUUGCUGUGCAGUACAAAUCAGAGAAAAAUCUGGUUCACAUGACUGAGGCCUGGUCAAUAGAUAGUGCUUUUGAGUUCUUUGCCAGUAAACUACAUGAAUACGAGGUCAGACCGAGAGAACAGGAAGGACAGGGCGUUGGUGAUGUGAUGGGGGAUGAAGUGGAGGGUCAGACUUAUCCUGAGGGGGAGCUGGAAGAAAAGGACAGAUACAGUGAGGAAAUUGAGACUGAAGAUGACCAGGUAGCUGAGGCAAUACAGAGGGCCAGGAAAAUUAAAAUGGACCUGGAGCUGGUAGAGAGACUUACAGAUAAAACAUUUACCCCCACCAUCCAGGAGAGAGACCUUGUCUUUACUCUCUUCUAUCUGCCAUUUGAUCACAGAAGUCUGGCCAUUCUGCGGGCCUAUGGAGAAGCUGCCAGGAAGUUUGAGAACCAGACAGACAGACCGUUUACUGUUGUGAACUGCCAUGACUGGACAGAUGUAUGUGCUACAGAGAACAUAACUCGAUACCCAGUACUGAAAAUCUACGAACAAGGAAAAUUCCUGAAAGACUACGACGGCAUGCUGAGCAUUGAAGAUGUUAUGAAUGCUUAUAAACUCUUGAAACAAGAGAAACCUGUUUCUCUGGCCGAUAAAGAAGAAAUUGAGAAAUUCUUCACAGGGAUCCUUCCUGAUGGAUCCAACAUCACAGGGACUGUGUCUGUAGUAGCCCUCUUUGAUGAUCAGAAUAAAGGGGUGCAGACUUAUAAAGAAGUGGCCAGGAGCCUGGGAGAUAAAUUCACUUUUGGUAUAAACAGUGACGGACAAGGAAAAGAUUUUGCCCAGAAGUCUGGCUGUGGGGACCUCCCUUGUGUGGUUAUCCUGAGGAGGAAUGACCUUGUUCAGCCGUACGUGACCUUCAGUGGAGAUCUGACCUCAGCUGAGGAGCUCAGCAGCUUCAUUGAGAAAUCCCUUAAUCCUUCACUGGCUGAACUGACACCCUCCAUCUUGCCCCAACUAUACAAGCAGAACAGGCCAUUUGUGAUCAGCUUUGUAGAUGACACAGAAUCCUCCAGACAGCUGUUAGAACCCAUUCAGAGCCUUGUUAAAGCCCAAGCUUACCCUGAUCUCAUUUUCUGUUUACUACAAUCUGGUGAUAUUAACAGCUUUGGGAGACAGAUUUUACAGACCUAUCAGAAUUCUACCUCCUCCUCCGUACCAGCUCUGUCUUAUGCUCAUCUGAGAGAGGGGAAAGUGUACAAUUACUUAGACAAGUCGUUUACAAAGGAUCAGAUAGAGGCCUGGCUGAAGGACAUACAGAACCAGAAUAUUGAUGAUAAAACACUGUUUUUGCUGAAGGAUGGCACUUAUAAACCAAGGAUUCAAGGCUAUCAUUUCCUUGAAUUUAUAAAAGAAAAUGAAGAGAUGAAGAAAAAGAGCCAGGGUAGAAAAGUGGAUCCAGAUGUACAUGCUGCAAAUGUACAUGGAAUAGGAUUUGACAGUGAGGGAAAUGAAGUAGACCCAAGGAAUCAAGACAAUAAAAAGGAGGAAACUGUGGAUGACUCAGAGAUAAGGAGGGAGCUGAUUGAGCUACAGAAAUCUCGACUGUAUCAUCAUGCAGAAGGAAAACACAAACCCUCACACAGGAAGCCUGAGGACCACUCAGAUACCCCAAGACAUACCCCCGAGUCUAUACCCCCUACCCCAGAGACUGGGGGGUCGGGGUACCCAGCUCCAGAGGAUACUAGUCCCUCCUCUGAAGGUUCCACCCCGAGUCCUCCAAAGAAAACAAUCAUUCAUGACGAUCUAUGAUUUGCGGAUUCUAAUUCAUAGUUAUAUUUAUUUCAUAAUUUUGGGUGUGGUAGCUUAUUUAUGUGCACAUGCACCAUGUAUAAAAGCAAUCCCAUAUUUUAAGAUACAUGUUCAGGAAAGGCCAUUGUAACAAUCUGUUAAAAGGUUGUUUUGCAUAUAAAUGCAAUGAAUAAAUUAAGUAGGUCCCUUUUUUAAAAAUUUUUAAAUCAAAACACAUACAUGUUAUACAUGUAACUAAUGCUUAAUUUCUUUUGAUAUGUAAAGAAAUAUUUUUUCUUCUUUUCCCCAACUGGAAUUUCUUCUCUUUUUUUUUUAUCUCAGAGUAUUCAUGUUAUAUUUUUUAGCUCACCUGAGCUGAAAGCUCAAGUGAGCUUUUCUGAUCACCUGUUGUCCGUCUGUCCAUCUGUCUAGCUGUCUGUCUAGCUGUCCGUCCGUCCGUCUGUAAACUUUUCACAUUUUCAACUUCUUCUCAAGAACCACUAGGCCAAUUUUAACCAAACUUGGUACAAAGCAUCCUUGGGUGAAGGGGAAUUUAAAUUGUUAAAAUCAAGGGCCAAGUUCCUUUCCAAGGGGAGAUAAUCAAUAAUUUACAAAAAUAGGGUGGGGUCAUUAUAAAAUCUUCUUCUCAAGAACCACAUGGCCAGAAAAGCUGAAACUAAUGUGGAAGCAUCCUGAGGUAGUGCAGAUUCUAAGCUGUUCAAAUCAUGACCCCCGGGGGUAGGGCGGGGCCACAAUGGGGAAUCCAAGUUUUACAUAGAAAUAUAUAGGAAAAAACUUUUAAAAUCUUCUUCUCAAGAACCACUGGGCCAGAAAAGCUGAAACUUAGGUGGAAGCAUCCUGAGGUAGUGUAGAUUCUGAAUUGUUCAAAUCAUGACCCCCGGGGGUAGGGCGGGGCCACAAUAGGAAAUCCAAGUUUUACAUAGAAAUAUAUAGAAAAACACUUUAAAAAUCUUCUUCUCAAGAACCACUGGGCCAGAAAAGCUGAAACUUAUGUGGAAUCAUCCUGGGGUAGUGUAUUUUCUAAAUUGUUUAAAUCAUGACCCCCAGAGGUAGGGCGGGGCCACAAUAAGGAAUCCAAGUUUUACAUAGAAAUAUAUAGGAAAUACUUUAAAAAUCAUCUUCUUAAAAACCACUGGGCCAGAAAAGCUGAAACUUAUGUGGAAGCAUCCUGGGGUAAUGUAGAUUCUGAAUUGUUCAAAUCAUGACCCCCUGGGGUAGGGCGGGGCCACAAUAGGGAAUCCAAGUUUUACAUUGAAAUAUAUAUGGAAAAAUCUUUGAAAAUCUUCUUCUCAAGAUCCACUGGGCCAGAAAAGCUGAAACUUUGGGGUAGUGUAGAUUCUAAAUUGUCCAAAUCAUGACCCCUGGGGUAUUACAGAGGUGGGAUCUGUUAAAGAACAGCAUGGCCAAAGUUUCUCAGGUGAGCGAUGUGGCCCAUUGGCCUCUUGUUUAUUAUUAAUUAUGUGUAAGAAGUUCAUUUUCAUGAAUGAAAUAUAGUAAAUAUUUAAUCACUAUUUUAUUAUAGGGAUGAUUUUAAUGCAAAUAAUGCAAACUCUCUAAAUAGUAAUACAUGUACUAUAUAUAGACUGCAAUUGAACAAUUAAAUAAUAUAUUUCCAUGGGAAUUAGUAGGAAAAAAUAAAUGAUAUCAGUGUAGAAUGCAUAAUAAAAUGCUUUAUAAAUGUUUGAAAUGUAUAAACAGUUCAUUUUUCUUUUUCUUCCUUAUUUAUUUUUGGAAAUUGCUCAAAACAAUUCAUAUUUAAUGUAUACAGGAUAAAAUUUUGUUAAUAUUUUAUUAUUAUUAUGAUUAUUUUAUUGGUAGGCUAUGAGCCAGAUUUACUAGUAUUGAAUAACUUGUUUUAAGUCUAUGUAUCUGGAACUUGAAUAUGUAAGGUGCAAGUUUUAGUUUCAACUCUCAAUCAUAAAGAAUGUUGAAUGUUGAAUUUUUUCUGGUAUUAUACAACUGAACAUUCAUAUUUAGUGACAUAAAUAAGUGCCAUAGAUUUGAAAAAAAAAAAAAAAAAAAAAGCAGGUUCCAUUGUUUAUAUUUUAUUACAUCUAUUUUUUGUUGAAUACUAUAUGUAAUUUUCCUAUGUGUGAUACAAGAUAUUGUUUACAAAAGGCAUUUUUUUUUCUUUUUUACCAUGAACAUUUUUUCUUCUUUUUCUGAUCAUAUAUAUUCUUACAUUUAUAAACUUUUAUAAUUCUGUGUUCUGAAGUGACAUCAAAUAGGGGAUAAUCAUGCAGAUUUCAUGCUACUUGUAUAAGAAGUUUGGUAAACAAGGGGAGCAUAAUGCCUACAACACAAUCAAAGGUGAAAUGAUAUUUCAUUUUACAUUAAAGGAAACAAUUACAAUGAAGCGCAUUGAAGUGGUAAAAUUUUCCAUUUGGAUGAAACGUUCUGAGUCAUGUUUUGAACGUCAAUGAUAACAUAAUGACACGCCCAUUUCUUUAGAAACGAAAAAGAAAUAUUCGUUGUAAUGUUUAAGGACAUGAGUUACAAAUUUUUAAAAGAUUUUUAAAGUUAUGAGAGAGAGAGUUAGAGAGUUCACGCUUCUGUUAAUCACGUAUUUCAGCGAAUUUCUCAGUAAUUAUUUAUUUUAUCAUGUUUAUUGGAGUUACCAUAACACAUGUAUCGGUCGAACACGUGCUUACUCGGUGUUUAUGUAGACUGUCAAUUUCAUUGGCCAUUAUAUUUAUGUAAUACCUGUUCUGCGCGUAUUCGAAUGAACCAUUUGACCGAUUUUUUCCUUUCUAAAGAAAUGGGCGUGUCAUUGUAUAACAAUCAUUGUUCUAAAGAUAGUUCAAAACGUUCCAGUCAAACGGAAAAUUUUACCACUUCAAUGCGCUUCAUUGUAUGUAAAAUAUCCACAAUUUGAAAAAAUUUGACUAAAAAUUAAAAUUAUUGUAUAUGAAAUAAUAACAUAUGCACACCAAAGAGGCAAAAGAAGUCAUUUUCUAAUACAAUAUAACAGAUAAAAUAAUAAAAAGUUAAGAAUCAGAAAGAAUAUUUAACACAGAAGUGGAUAUUUCUGUUGCAUAAAGCGUAAAAUAGUAAAUUAAUCAAUGAGCAUGGUGGCGGAACAUAAACCAUUUUUCCAGAGUUUCUCCAGCUUACCUGGUAUAUUUUGGGAUUUGAAUCAGAUCUAUUUAUUAUAUCACAUAUGCUUCUAUUCUUUUAUAUUUUACCCAGCAGUUGGCUCUGAGCUGGGGCCAUCAGUUGAACAUGAAAAUGCUUGUCUUUUGCUUUUUGUACCAUUAAGUCUUUUUAUUUCAUUUUUUUUUGAGGUUUUUAUAUUAAUUUUCUUCAUUUGAUGUAAGAUUAACAUGUCCAAGAAAUCAACCUUUCAACUACAAACUGCUAUAAGUGUCCUUUUACAAACUGUCAAAUGCUAAUUAAAGCUCUCACUGAUUCUUAGGGAACAAUAAUAUGUUAUCAUGUAACUCUUAUUUUAAGAAAAACAAUUAUGUGUUAUAUAUUCUAAAUUCUAUUUUUCAUUACAUAAAAACAUUCCAAGUUUGUAUAUCAUGUACAUUGUAAUUCUAUUGCAGCAGAUUCAUAUAAAGGUCUUUGUUUUAGUUUAUCUUUAAAAAAUGCAAGAAAAAAUUUAUAUAUAAAUAAAAAUACUAGUUGUGUAAUGACUAUUUUGGCUGAAGGGAAGUAAAAUUUCUGGAUCCCUUUCAGUGAACAAUACCAAAAACUACUCAGAUAUUGAAUAUUUACGUUAUUCCUUUUUGUAUAAAAAUAUAAUUUUGGAGUGGUGUAUUAAUUUUAUGAUAAAAUUUGUUCUUUCAGUUAUGACCAUAUUUUAUUUAUUUGUAAUAAAAUACAGUUUUGAAAUCAGAA
Molecule: messenger RNA, 6746 nt
Organism: Saccostrea cuccullata (small rock oyster)
Lineage: Eukaryota; Metazoa; Mollusca; Bivalvia; Ostreida; Ostreidae
Product: thioredoxin domain-containing protein 16-like
Exons: 21
Coding region: 114-2903 (929 amino acids)
Source: RefSeq, a predicted model, not a curated record